This is a messenger RNA of Vespula vulgaris, 1282 nucleotides long. It is a transcript of the gene Psf3, whose product is annotated as DNA replication complex GINS protein PSF3. Lineage: Eukaryota; Metazoa; Arthropoda; Insecta; Hymenoptera; Vespidae. Gene Ontology annotation, cellular component: GINS complex. Gene Ontology annotation, biological process: mitotic DNA replication initiation. The coding region runs from base 256 to 864 and encodes 202 amino acids. The transcript has 4 exons. The record is from RefSeq and is a predicted model, not a curated record.
CAUUAAAUUAUUACGAUUGAUAAUAUAUAUAUAUAUGUGUGUGUGUGUGUGUGAAUAAUUUAUUAAACAUUUUGUUUGAUUAUUAUUUCGUUUUUAUUUUAUCUAAAAUAAUAUAAGUUUGACAUAUUUAUAUUUGUUUUGAUUAACGUAGUAUUAGGAUACAGCAAAGGCGGGAGAUAAUUGUCCGUAACAGUGUUUAUUCUUCGAUUCGUUCGUGUGUUUCUUCUCUUUGAUAAUUCGUGUGUUUUAUUAAAAAUGUCGUUAUGCUGUAGUUAUGUUCCUGAUUAUUUUUCUAUAAACGAUAUUCUGGCAACGGAAGAACGUAUAUUAUGUACUAUCGACGUGACACUUCCCGGUUUAGGAUUCUUAGAUAUUUCUAAUGAUUCGGAUGAUUUGAAACAAGGAACAAAGUUAGAAUUUCCUAUUUGGUUAACGCAUCCACUUAAUAUAAUACAAGGAUCACUCAUCAAUAUAGAAUUACCAAAAAUAUAUAAAGAUAGUUAUAGAGAAAUUCUUCAAGCAGAUGCAUGCGCUGUGUCAUUGAGCAAAUGGAAUCUACAUUUCUAUGAAGUAGGAAUGUAUUUAAGAACCUUUAAUAUUCGGGAAAGUGAAAAAUUAACAGAGAAUUUGUUAGAGACCUUCAAAUCUCGAUUUAGAUUAAUCAUGGAUUGGGCACAGAAUCCGAUUUCAGAUCUGACGUUGGGUAGUCAGCUUCCUAGAUUAGAAAAAGAUUUGUUCUUAAUUAGUAGAAAAGCAAAGGUACAAUUAAACGAAUGGUUAAAAAAAGGUACUGGCAUUAUAGAAGCAUCGGAAGUAGCUGCAAAUCUUAAGAAACGUAAACGUACCGAUUAUGAAUUAAAUUAAUUCUAAUUUAAAUAUAUAAUAUAGAUAUAAGUCAGUAGAUUAUUAACAAUCGCAAUUGCAUGCAUAUUGCAUGUAGGGAUUUUAUUUUAGAAGAAAACUAUUUUUUUAUAUCUUGUUAAUAUUGAGAAGAUCAUUUAUGAUUAUUUUUAUAUCAAGGUUUUACAAUAACAGAUAUACAUAUCAAAAGAUGCAUUGAUUUGGAAAGUGAAAAGUGAUAUAUAUUUGAAAAUUUGACGAAAUAAAGAAAGUUCAAUAAUUUUUUAUUAUUCAGACAGGGAAUGGUGUAUAGUUCCAAUAAGUAGAAUUGAAAAGAAAUGAUGGAGGAGAGUGCUUAAUUUAAAAAUCACAUAUCCCUUUAUUUAAAGAUACAAAUGCUUAUAGUGUAAUUAUUAAAUAACAAAUAAAAAUUUUAUUUACA